AUGGCUGCCCAAGAGGUAGAUGUUGAGAAAAAGGUGCCGUCGGCUGUCCAGCCGGCGUCGUCUGCCGAUGCUGUUCCUCCACCAUAUGGUGAAUCGGGCGCGCCUGAUACCGAUAUCGAAGCGGGCACUUUGAAGCGAAAUCUCAAGGGCCGUCAUAUGCAGAUGAUUGCUAUCGGUGGUGCCAUUGGUGCUGGUCUAUUCGUCAGUACGGGACAGGCUCUGCGGGAGGGAGGUCCUGGCUCUCUGCUUCUCGGUUAUUUAAUUGUUGGUUUCAUGUUGUUGUUGACUGUUCAAGCACUGGGAGAAUUGGCUGUGCUCUACCCUCAAAACGGUGCUUUCUUCGCUUAUUGUGUCCGGUUCAUUAGUCCUUCCUGGGGUUUCGCCGUCGGUUGGGACUACGCACUUAAUUGGCUUGUCAUUUUACCUUUCGAACUUACCGCUGCUAGUAUCACUAUUCAAUACUGGCGAGAUGAUUUGAACAUUGGUAUUUGGAUCGCCGUGUUUUUGGUUGUCCUAUCCGCCAUCCAGAUCUUUGGUGUUAGAGGCUAUGGUGAAGUUGAAUUCGCUCUCGGUGUUAUCAAGGUCACCGCUGUCAUCGGCUUCAUCAUUCUCGGUAUCGUCAUCGACUGCGGUGGUGCACCAAAGGGAGGAUACAUUGGAGCGAAGUACUGGCACGACCCGGGUGCUUUCACUAGCUUCUACGGCUUCUGCACAGUCUUCACCACCGCCGCAUUUGCCUUCAGUGGAACAGAGUUGACCGGUCUCGCCGCUGCCGAAGCCGCGAACCCCGCCAAGUCAGUCCCCAAGGCCUGCAAGCAAGUCUUCUGGCGUAUCAUGAUCUUCUACGUCCUCGGAACGUUCAUUGUCGGUCUCAUCGUCCCCUACAAUGCCGCCUAUCUCCUCGGUGCCUCCGGCUCCAACACCAAGGCCUCCCCCUUCGUCGUCUCCAUCCAGAACGCCGGUAUCUCCGGUCUUCCCUCAGUCAUGAACGCCGUCAUCACUAUCUCAGUCAUCAGUGUCGCCAACUCCGCGACUUACGGAUCUAGUCGUACGAUUCAGGCCCUGGCCGGUCGCGGCAUGGCACCCAAGUGGAUGGCUUACAUUGACGGAAAGGGUCGCCCUCUUUACUGCAUCCUCCUCCAGAUCUGCUUCGGUUUCCUCGCAUUCAUCAACGAGGCCUCCAACACCGGUGACAUCAUCUUCGAUUGGCUUCUGGCUUUGUCCGGUAUUUCCAACUUCUUCGUCUGGGGCAGUAUCUGCUUGGCACACAUCCAGUUCCGCAAGGCCUGGAGCCACAAUGGUCGUGACGUGAACGAUCUCGCUUACGUUGCCCCCUUCGGUGCUAUUGGUAGCUGGAUUGGCUUGAGUCUUAACGUCCUCUGUCUUAUUGCCGAGUUUUACGUGUCGGUGUAUCCCAUGAACGCCGAGGACUUCUUCAUGAACUACCUUGCUGCUCCGAUUGCCAUCGGCUUCUUCAUCUUCUGGCAAGUGUACACAUACUUCAACAAGGAUCCUUCGCUUGAGCGUGGAGGCUGGUUCACCAAGAUUGAGGACAUUGAUGUCUACAGUGGAAUGCGUGACGGCAUCUUGGAUGUCGAUCUCCCACCCAAGAUCGUGUACCCUACCUGGGGUGCUUGGUUCAAGGCGGCUCCUAUGAGAGUUUUCCGUUCUUUGAUCUAG
Molecule: messenger RNA, 1680 nt
Organism: Penicillium verhagenii
Lineage: Eukaryota; Fungi; Ascomycota; Eurotiomycetes; Eurotiales; Aspergillaceae
Exons: 5
Coding region: 1-1680 (559 amino acids)
Biological process (GO): amino acid transmembrane transport
Cellular component (GO): membrane
Molecular function (GO): amino acid transmembrane transporter activity
Source: RefSeq, a predicted model, not a curated record